UCUACAGUUGGCAAUUAAGUUUUGCUUUGCACUUGGGCUGUUGGUUGGACAGUCGCAGACGUUAUAUAUCUUAUUAUCAGAGUAUUUAAAUUGACAUGACAGUUGACAGACAUUACUAUACCUAAACACCUAUAAUAUAGCAGUUCAUUUCACGCGCACCAAUAGCGCACGUUUUCGUUGUUGUGUCAUCUAUAUCUAUAACUUUCGUGUGAUUACACAAAUAGACGUGCCGGACGAGCGUUAAAUCUUUGCCGUAAUCUUUUUAUAUCAUCAUUUUUGUCGAUGGAUCUACAACUACUGUUGUAUACCCUGUCAUCAAUACUACACGGAAUACUCAUUUUAUCAAUGACAACAUCGAAAUGUCUAUAAAUAGACGCAGGUGGUCCAACACUUUUCUACAAUCAAUGAGAGAAUUUUUGAGUAGAGAAGAAGGAGAAACUGAAGUCGAUCUUUGCAAAAAUAACGAGAAAACAAUGUCGGCUAAUACAUCAAGUGAUACACAUUACACUGAUGUUACUUCAACCUUUAAUUCGCCCAACAAUUUAAAUUCUUUUAGUUUAAGUGAUAAUAAAGAAGACUUUUCUUUAGCCUUCAGUAAUUUUGAUGAUAUCUUAGUAAAAAAUGAACCCUUGACAAACAUGGAUUUAAAUUUGGUUGAGAGCUGCAGUGAUAGCACAAAUUCUGACUAUUUAAGUGUAGUUAUGUCUAAUUCUGAUACUCAAACCAAUAGCAUCACUUUAAUGGAUAAAAAUAUUUCUUGCGAACCAUCAUUUUGUGAAAAUCAUACCCAACUGAUAGAGACAUCACAGUUGAGUCAUAAAGUUGAAGAUAUACAUGAUUUGAAUUCCCAAGCCAUUGCAACAUCUUGUAAUGCAAAAUUACAAACUACCGAAAUGAAGAAGGUUAAAAGUCAACUGAAUCAAAGUAUUGAGACAAUGUUUAAUGAUAACUUAAACUAUCAAAAUUACUUUUCAUCCCCAGAACUUCAGAUCAAUAAUAUUAACCAUCCCGAUGUUUGGGAUGCAUUAAUAGCACUGGAACAAGAACUAUCUCCAUUUGAUGAGCGUGACAAGACAUUACAAGAACAAGACAUUCCUCGUAUACUAAGUCGACUUUCUCAAAAGUUUAAAGAAACUCCUACAAAGUUUACUGAAAAACUAGUCUCCAUUAUUGAAGAUUCGAUUGUGGCAUCAGAAUCACCAAUCCGACAUAGUACAACCGAUACAUCUGGUAUUAGUUUAAGCAGGAUGACAGGUGAAUUCCGUAAGUUGUGUAAAUUUAUUGAAGAUGAAUCAAUGCCAGAGUGGGCUCCAUCCUUAAUAAAUGCGACUACAUUGGGUUUUGAUAAGCAUAAAUCUCCAGAUAAGAAGUCUGAUGAAAACAAAGAGAUUGCUCUAAAAAAUGUAUUGAAUCGAAUGAGCUCUGCUUCUGCUCUAAAUCAAAACACAGCAUGCAAGUUACUUGAUAGUUUAAACACACCAAAAAACAAACUAAUGUCAAACGUAUAUUCGCCGAUAAAGAAAUUCUCACCAAGUGCAGAUAAGUCGUUUGAAUACUGGGAAAAAGUCUGUGAUAUGAUGUGUGACAGCCAAAUUAAUGAUACUAAAAGAAUCAGAAGAAGUCUUUCAGUUCCAGAAUCAACAAAAAAAAGUAUGACUGAAAUGUUAACGAUUUGCGAGCGUCAAAUGGCUUCCCUGGACGACAGUAUCAUUGAUGUCAGAAAUUCGGAUCCCUGUAACAAGUUGGACAAUAAUUUGAACUUUAUACAAGCACCAAGAUCUAAAUCAGAGUGUAGACUCUCGGUUAAUCUCAAUGUUGCAAAAAAACAAAUACUUGAUGAGAAAUUCCACAAGUUAGAGUUCAAGGAAAUAUUGACUGCAAAUAACAAUCCGAAAACAAAUCUGAAUCAUAACUAUUUUGAGUCACCAGAAAAGAACGUUGAGUUGAUGGAAAAUAUGAAAAAAGAUUGUCACAAUUUCCUCAAUACUAGUCAAUCAUGCGAAUAUAGAGAGAAUGACGCUACUAAUGAUGAGGAUCAAGAUUGCUCUUUUCUGAUUGAAUUGGCCAAAAGACGGCAGAGGUGUUUAGAUACUGCAAAACUAAUGAUGGAAAUAGAUCAAGAAGAUCCAAGCCCGAGCAGUGACAACAAGUGUCUGGAAACAUUGUAUAAAUUAGGCGUGCAAGAUAAAACUUUAAUCGACAACAAAGAAGAUGCAACCUUUUUAAAUACAUUGGGACACUGCUUUGAGUACAAGAAAUACUUCCGUGACAAAAGUGAGCCACUUUUGAAAGUUUUGCAAAACAUUUGUUCUCCUAAAGCGACUACAGUAGAGCCGAGAAAAUUGUCAAGCCACCUGAAACCCCGUACUCCAGCUCCAAACAAUUUUUAUCAACAACAGCAGCAGCCAGUUUCAGCCAAAAUAAAAAGCACGCUACACUCAGAGUCGAAAUGCCGCUCUACAAGUUUGCACGAUAUUGCAAAAACUCCUAGGCUUGCACCAAAAGCCCUUUCGAAAACUUCACAAAAGUUAAAUAGCACACCCUCGCUUAAGAGAACACCGUGUAUUGAAAAAAAAACCCUACCUUUGUCAAACUCGCAACAAGUGAGCAAACCAAUAGCUGGUAAGAAGAUUCUUUCAAGGUUAGCACCCAAGCAACAGCAGCAAAAUUCACAAACAGUUAAAAACAAUUCUUUGAAGCAGCAGCAUGUUCCAUGUAAAAAAGUUAAAGCUCCGUUGGUAAAAUCUUCUCGGAUGGACCAAAAAGCAAUCAAUUUGCAACCUGCAGAAAACUGUAGCUCAAAAAUUUUAGUCAACAAACCAAUCAAAUUAGGUGAUGAGCAAGUUGUGCUAAAAACAACGAAUACAAAAACUCCGGUCCCUACCUUGCAAGAACAACAGCAGCAACACGCUCAGUACAAAAAAGUUAAGACUCCACUAGAAAAGACGCCCAGAUUGGAUAAAAAAGUCAUUGACGUGAAAACUACAGAAAAGUUGAGCCCAAAAAUUUUAGUCGAUAAAGCAAUCGAGCAGUUAGGCAAUAAACAAGUUGCAUCAAAAACGCCAAAGGAUACGCAGUUUAUGAAAACUCCGGUCAGUACCAACGACAAAAAUGACAUGGAGACAGGCUGUCCAAAUAACCUGUUGGUGUGUUCAACUCAAGAGUUGCCGCUCAAGCCACGUUAUUUCUUAACUCCUGGCAAAACUCCGACUAGUUCUGUUCUACCCAGAAAAAAGCCAAAAAAGCCGUACUUCUCGGAUUUUACCAUAGAUAAGCCAGUUGCACUAAAUUCUUGCUACGACGGUAUCAAGUCACCAAUCAACAUGUAUAUUCAUGGUAUGGAUAGCGAUUUAAUACAGAAUGUCAAGGGCCGAACCGAGGACUUGCUACUCACACCUAUAUCAAAUCAAGAUAAUGGCAAAAGUCCCAGGCUUAGGAUGAAGUUAUCGCCAUCAAAAGAAAACAAGUCCCCCUUCACUUAUUCUGAUGAGAACAAAAUAUCAACAAUACGAUACCAAUCGGCCGAUAAAGUUCGUUUGAUCGACGACAAGUUGUCAUAUUCACCUUGUUCAUUAACACCAAAUUCAAGAACAAAAAAGUUGCUAGAACCUAUCGAAAAUACAGUUGUCAUUCGACACGAAGGGCGUGUUAUUGAAUACAACCGUACAUCAGAUCAAUCAAACUCAGAAACUUCAAUAAGAGUUCAAAAGAUGGCUGAAAAAACACCAACUAAACAUACAAAGUGUACAUAAAGUUAUGUAAAUCAAAACUUUUUGAGUAUUGUGUUACUUGUAAAAGAUUAAAAGAUUAACAUUUACUCGAUAGAUAAUAACGUUAUAAGAACGAAACACUUAACAAUUUUAUAUUAAACUUUUUUACUGUAUAGUAUUUACAACGAAGUGUUUUAAUAUUACAUUACAUG
Copidosoma floridanum is the source of this 3922-nucleotide messenger RNA. RefSeq lists its product as uncharacterized. The record is from RefSeq and is a predicted model, not a curated record. NCBI's taxonomy places the organism in Eukaryota, Metazoa, Arthropoda, Insecta, Hymenoptera, Encyrtidae.